Molecule: messenger RNA, 5588 nt
Organism: Brassica napus (rape)
Lineage: Eukaryota; Viridiplantae; Streptophyta; Magnoliopsida; Brassicales; Brassicaceae
Product: vesicle-associated membrane protein 724-like
Exons: 3
Coding region: 4279-4881 (200 amino acids)
Biological process (GO): vesicle-mediated transport
Cellular component (GO): membrane
Source: RefSeq, a predicted model, not a curated record
CAUAAUUUCAGGUUUCCUAUGUAUUAUAUACCAGUUGUGUCAUUUCUAUACUAUUACAUUUGAUAGUAUAGAAUAACUUUCAACUGCUUACGUAACAACUAGAUUAUAUGUGGGUCUGCUAUACUAAAUUCCACAAUUGUGAUCCCCUUACGGUUCGAAGUAGUUUCUUGUGUUUCUUCUAUCGGCAAAUAAUACAUUCGACCACCCUAUAUGACACAAUAACGGCGUCAGUUACGUACCCUAGUGAAUUAAGUACGUAGGAUGUUUUGUUUACGUUAGUAGAUACUAUAAUACAUACAUUUAUAGUAUAUUAUUGGCUAACCUUUUGUCCUGUCUUAGGUUAUUUUAUAUCCCAAAUUGUGCAACAUCAUAUCUAACUCGCUCAUUUUUUCUUGUUUUUUUCUUGUUUUUCUUCUUCAUUCACCUCAAUCAUAUUAUUGUCACCAUCACUAUUAAUGAUUGUUUUGUCGACGCCGCCAUCUUCUCUUCGACCAUUGUCACCACUUAUCUUCUCUUCCACUUCCAGUGUAGGUUCUUUUCCUCCUUCGACCACAUAUUCUUCUCUUUUACUUUACGUAGCAACAACAACAUCUCUUCAUCCACCGCUCUUAUUUAUACCUUCACUUUUACUGUUAUCAGUUACAAAAUGAUCUAAGACGAUAAACUAAAUUGUUUUCUUUUUUUGGUUUCAUACUAUUAUGAUUGGUAGCAUAAAAAAUUUGGUAGAUGCUCUGAUGUGUUUUUGCUUCGACUAACCUGUACAUUGUAUAGUCUAGAAUAUUAUUGCUGGUGUGGUGUUUUUUAAGGUUUUUAACAUGUUUCUCUUUUCACCAUGUGUAUUUGUAUUAGUGCUUCGACUAUAUUAUAUGGUUUAUAGUAUAGUAUAUUUCAGCCAUGUUUGUCACAUAAUGUAACGCGCAUAUACUGACGCGCACGAGAGUGGAAGGAGAAAAAUAUCAAGGUUUUGCUCUAAUUGUCACAUCAACUAUUCAAUGGUUAUAUUUUUAAUUUUUUGAGCUCUUAUGAAUAUUGGGCAAAAUCACUCAAUAAUAUAAUCAUUUUAUGUAUAUGACUUGUUUUUCCAAUACGUGAUCUAAAUCUUAUAAUUUGAGAAAAUAUUAAAAUGUUUUGUUUGUAUUGUUGUAUAGUUUGUAUGUAUUUCUAUAAGAUUUUUUUUUGUUUUCUACAAAAUUUCAUUUUUCAUAAUGUGUAAAAGAGUUAUUCUUGGAUUCACCAACCAAUAGCAUUCUGCUAUUUAUAUUUAGUAUCUUUUUUUUGUCAUAUUUAGUAUCUUUUUAAAAAGAAAAUUAUAUAUUGUCAAGAUAUAUUAUGUUUUUAAAAUAUAAAAAUAAAUAAAAAAUAGUAAUAGUUGUAAAAAAAAUACUUUUAGUGUCAUCACCAAAAUACUAAACCUUGAAUACUAAAUUUCAAAUCCUUGGGUAAACCCUAAAUCUUUAGAUAAAUCUUAAAUUCUAAAUCAAAAAUAUUAAACAGUAAAUCAUAAAAACACUAAACCAUUAAUCAUAACCCCUAAAUCCUUGGAUAAAAAUAAAUAAAAAAUAAUAGUAGUUGCUAAAGAAAAAAUGAAUGUUUUAAAUAUCUUUAACGUUUUGACUUUUGAGCAAAACACUAAACCCUAAAUAAUAAACUGUCUGUUUUUGACUUUCUCAACUUCUGCCAAUACAUACUGCAAAGCUAAAUAAUUAAUACAAAUUCUCAGUUCUAAAGGAGAAACCCUUCCCGAGAAAAGACAAAGCUAACCUCUAGGGCAUGAGAAGAAACUGGACUGAGUAAAAUCCGCAACAUGUUUAAUUGCAGAUUUUCAGAGAAAUCCUUUUUGGCCAGCUUGUUUUGCAGUAGAUUCCCAUGCUAAACAGCCCCAGAGGAAUAUGUGAUGAGAAUCAACACCGACCCAGUAAUUAAAUAAUUAACGUGUAUUCAUUGUAUUGAAUCUUAUGAUUUUUCUUCCCAAAAUCAAUUGUUUCACAUCAACUUUUACAUUAAAACUAAGAUCGGCCCGCCCUACGGGCGGGAUAUAUUUUAAUUGUAAUCUAGAUUAUUAUUUUUUGUAUAAUUUUGUGGUUUAUGUUUUAAGAUUUCACUAGAUUUUGACCCGCGCUCUAGAUUUUGACCCGCGCUUUCGAAGCACGGGUUUUAUGGGUUAAAUACGAAAUUGGAUACGAGAUAGUAUUUUGAGUAUAUUGUAUAUUAUUAUGUUAUAAAGUCAUAUUAUAUCAAAUACAUAAAUUUGUUUAAAAUUAUACUCCCUCCGUUCGUCUAUAUAUGACGUUUUAACUUCUUUUUUUGUGUCAAAUUACUUGACGCUUUCCUAAAAUCUAUGCAUAAUAUAAUGACAAAAACUUUAUUUACCCUUAUAUAUUCUGGUAAGUUUGACCGAAUAAUGUUGAUAAGAGCACAAACACAAUAACGACAAAGGACAAAAUAGACUUUAACAUUUGUUGCUUUAAUUUGUGUGAGAAUUCCAUAACGUCAUGUAUAAACAAACGGAGAGAGUAUAACUUAUGAAUAAGUUUAUUCAAGAUUUUUUAUAUACACUCUUUUGUAACUCUUUAUUAAGUAUGAAAAUUUUACCCAAAUUUGAUAAACGAACCAAACCAAUACAAAAUACAGGUUGAGGUUCGGGAUUGGGAAGGUGAAGCUCAACAGGUGGAUGAAGCCGGAUGAGCUUUAUUCGGUGUGAGGCUGAGAAGGUCGGUUCCUCAGGAGGCUGCAAGAGACGUAGAAGGUGAGCAUGUUUUUUGCUCGAGCUUCAAGAAGUUUUGAAGCGACUCCGAGGAUUCUCGGAGUGGCCAAGCACUAAAGUAUUUGGCACUGCCUGGCAAGUACAUGAGAUGGCAACAUGAUAGCUGCAUAUAGAGCUGAUUAAUCAUGAAGGUGGAGAUUGUUACGUUGGUGAUGAAGAAUCAGCUAUAUUGGAAGCUUAAACCAAGUCGAGGUUGAUAAUUGAGUUAUAUGGCGUUUGGAUUAACGACCUGUUAAUUAUAACUCAAUGGCUUACAGUUAUUACAACCGGUUAUCAGUUGUAACAAUCUUUGCCUAAUAUCAAAGCAAGGCUCGUGUGUUGUACACUAAGGAGGUUAAUGUUUUGCCUUGCCAGGCCCCAGGGACGUAGCCACAUCGGUGAACUCUGGGUCAUCAAAUAAACUAUGUAUUUAGGUUUGGUCAAGACGACCAGACUUGUUCAAGUUCGGCUAACUUACACAAGUCACACACAUAUGAACUGUGAGACUAGUUGACAAAGCCCAUUAGGUCAAGUGCUGAUAUAUCAAGAAGGAGAGGUUACGACAGAUGACCUAACACAAGACAAACACAAGGAAAACACAGAGGAGAGGCGCAGAAGAGUGGGAGCUUGAGAGAGCUCGAGACCAGAGUUUGGGUCAGACGAGAGAGAGAGCUAGAGAGAACUAGGUUCUCGGUAGGUUAGCUAGGCUCUUUCAUAUAUACUUGUAUUUCUAGGUGAUUUGUAACAGAGAUCAAGAGAGGUUGACAGGAACUGUAACCUCUGGAUAUUGUACUCUCGUGUUUGAUAUAAUGGAAGGUUGAGAUACCUAUUUCUCUCUCCGGUGAGUAUAGCUCCUUCUUUACAUCAAGGAAAGGAGGUGAACACUGGGUUAACAAAAGUGUCUUGUGUUCCUUCUUUUCUUGCUUGAUUCAUGUUCUGCGGACUUGAUUAGUGACUAGGUUUGCGAUAAGAACUACUGUAAGCUUCUAGGGAAACAAACAAAUCCUGAACAAGUGUAAUAAGAACUUUUGGAUUCUCCAACAAGUUUCUUGGGAUUUCCUCUACACCUUCAACUUUCUAGUUGAAGAUGGCUUCGGUAAGGAUUUAUCUUUUCAGGAUCUCUUAGGACAUGUGGUAGAUUAGAUUUGCCUUAUUAGGCAAUUCAACAGUGUUUUGAACUAAAGCUUGAGCGGACUCUGUUUUCCUUGAAGAUUCAGCUGGUGACGAUGACAAUACACACACUGUGUUUUGCUAUUAACUUAAAGAGUAUUAGAUCAUUGAAGAUGGACCAGAGGUGAAUGAGGUUCCAUUAUAUAUAAAGUUUCCCAUCUUUGGAAUGUUUGAGGUAGGAUUUGACUGAAUACUUCUAUCCCCGAUUUGGAAUAUAUUUUAAAAUUUCCUACUUUCUAGCACUAUAGUCUAUAGCAUAUGAUUCAAGUAGAGACUUACUUGUUGUAACUAACUCCGGUCGUGUAGAGAGUGCAAGAUCAUUGUAGAUGUUUGUGUCACUCUUUUGAAAGGAAGUAAUUAGGAGUAUGGAGAGGAAACCCUCCUUGAAAAUGAUGUAUUUCUUUUGUUUUACGUUUUCAGCAUAUUGUGUUGUGGCAAAAGAUGCUCUUAGCAAGCAAACAUGGAUCGCAUUUCUGGAGCGUGUGAAAGCUGAUUUCAAGAAAAGGUAUGGAGGUGGGAAAGCAAGUGCAGCUAUCGCCAAAAGUCUCAACAAGGAGUUCAUGUACUUACCUACUACUUCCUUACAACUUUUGGGGACUCUAACGAAUGAGAGACUUUUCUUUGAAAAUUGCAGGCCGGUGAUGAAAGAACACAUGAAGUAUAUUGUUGACCAUGCAGAGGAGAUUGAAAAACUAAUAAAAGUCAAGGCUCAAGUUUCAGAAGUCAAAAGCAUAAUGUUGGAGAAUAUUGACAAGGCAAUUGACAGAGGGGAAAAUCUAACGGUUCUUAGUGACAAGACCGAGAAUCUACGCUCUCAGGCGCAGGAGUACAAGAAACAAGGGACACAAGUGAGGAGGAAACUGUGGUACCAGAACAUGAAGAUAAAACUGGUGGUUCUUGGGAUCUUGCUACUACAUGUUCUCAUAAUCUGGCUUUCGAUUUGUCACGGCUUCGACUGCACAGAUUAAAGACACAACAAAUCAGUCGGAGUGUAACGUUAGAGAGCCUUUGGCUGAAUGGGCAACAGAGAACAAAAGUCUUCUGUAGAGGGAUAAGAAAAAACAGAAGGAUAAAAAGACAAAACUGCGCCCACCGUGGGGCUCGAACCCACGACCACAAGGUUAAGAGCCUUGCGCUCUACCAACUGAGCUAGACGGGCUUGGUGACAGUGAUGUGUUAAAAUCCAAUAUAUAAAGCAAAACAGUUUCAUACUGCAGAAUUUCGACUACACUUCAGCCAAAGAAUAACGAAAAGCUAUGGUUCUAAAAUACAGUACGAUUUUUGUUAUUGAAUUUUGUAUUCAGAAGAUUAAGUGAAAACAUAACGAUUUCUAACAGCUUCCUUAGGCAGUAUUUGAGUUUAGCAGAUGUGGUAAUUUUCAGUGACUACAAUAUGCUUAUUGAAAAGUCAAAAACAUCUAGCAACAGUGUCCAUGGAACUGUUAUGCAAUCUUCUGGUUCAUCAUCGUGGUAUAAAAAGCAAGUUAAUUGAAAAAAGUUUGAUGCUUCUGAACAUUUUGAAUAAUGUGUUGGCUAUAAAAUCUAAAGCAAAAGAAGCACUUGCCAGCUUACAUGAUACUCACCAAACAGACAUAACAUCUGAAACAGAUAAAUAAAAAUCGAGACUUUCCAUAGAUCCAACACCAGGUUACAUAUCAUAAACCUCAAACAAAACU